AAUCUUAACAAAAAAAUAUAAUAAUGAAUAAGUGAACAAUUUAUUCAUAAAAAGAGGAAAUAUUCACGUUCCAUAACAGAUAUAGCUGUUUUUUUCACACUAGGCCUGGACUAUAUAUUUCUUUAUACAUUUAUAUAUUUAGUUUCACUGAUAUUUCUUGUAUCAUCAUUUAUUUAUUUAUAAAUAUUAAUACCCUAUUUAUUUCUUAAUAUUUAGUUGUAUAAACAUAAGGAAUGUGGGCCUACUUUACAUUAUUAUUUACUUUUUAUUUUCAUUAAUUCAUUAUCAUUUUUGUUUAACCGUUGGAUGCGUAAAAGAAAAGUCAUGAUAUAUGAAAAAUUACUUUAUUGUAUGUAUCAUUUCAGCUAAAGGUAGCGGUUCGAGUUGAAUGAUGGAGGUUUGAGGCGGGACGCUGCAAUCAGUGUCAAGAAAAGGGCCAAAAGCAAGAGGGAAACUUCAGGACUGUUUCUUUUCUUCUUCUCAUUACACAUUUCAGUCUAAUCAGUGUCUCAGGAGAGGAAAACAAUAACUCACUGCACACGCUGAUCAAACCCAACCGACUCACGCACAACAGCUUCCCCUGGAACACUUUGGUUCAAUUUUACACACACACACACACACACACACACACACACACACACACACACACACACACACACACACACACACACACACAUCAGCCUGCCUGGGUCUGACUCAGCUGCCAUUCAGACUGAGCAGCGUCACCCGGGUUAUUUUCAAUCAUUAAAAGCAUUAAUAGCUAUCAGAUUAUGUUGAGAGAAUCCCUUCCAGAUUAUCAUUUACUCAAAUAACCGCGCUGAAAACGUCUGUGGUCAGAACAGGACACCUCCCUCCCUCCCCGGCGGGCAGGGGGCAUAAAUCUACCCACCCACCCGAAUAUAGGCCACCAAUUACAAAUGUACAAACACCUCAAUUAUAGACACACAUAGCCCACGUUAUAUUGUUGGCUAACAACUCACAUCCCCGCCGCAAACACACACAUGGACACACGCGCGCGCUCAGGACCACACAUGAGCAGUGCGCGUUACCGGCUGUGAUUUACGCUCGCCAAAUUCAUUCUAACGCGCUCGGUAUUAUCUGCAAAGCACCGGGAAUAGGCUGUGUUUUAUUAUUCGGUUGCCUCUGGUGGUGCAGAAGCAAACCCGCCCCCCACCCCUCCUUCCCCUCCCUCCCUUCCUCCCUCUCCCGUACUCUCUCAGGGAGGGCGCGCGUGCGUGUGUGUGAGAGCUGUUGGUUUUUUUUUAUUUUUUUAUGGGUCUAACAACAGAAGGAGGAAGACACACAGGGAGAGAAAGAAUCAAUUUAACGCGCGGAGGAUUCCGACGUGAUUGCGCAAUCUCACCGGGAAACGGAGGAAGAUUAGAAAGAGAGAUUGAAUGAGAAUUAGAAAGAGAGAAGGGGAGCGGGAGAUUGAAGAAGGGAAAUAGGAAAGGAGAAGGGGGAGCCCCCCCCCCCCCCCACACACACACACACACACAACACACACACAACACACACCACCUCUUCCUCUCGCCAACGAAAGGAAAAGGGGCGAACGAAUGCCAGACACAGAAGCUCCCCAUUGGUCAGUCUGAGGUCAGCUGGUCUCCCCCCUCCCUCCCCCAAGAUCCCUCGUCACCCCAUCCCGUCUUCUCCGCACACAAACACACACACGCACACACUCUCCCUUGUUCUCCCCCCCUUCCCUCCUCUCUCUCUCUGUCCCACACUGGCACUCAACCACCCAGAUACCCCGUCUCACCCUCAGCCUCCUCACCCCCUCCUCCCAAUCUGUGAUAAACUAAGUGAUAGCAGCAGCCCGUCGGACUGUCGGCUAUAAAACACAACAAAUCAUAAAGUGCAGGCAGGGGAAGGCAGAGGUAGGAGGACGGGAGGGAGAACCGUUAGCUUUUAGCCGUUAGCCUCCUUCUACUCCUCCUUCUUCAUCGCGUUGUUGUUGUGUUUGUUUCGUGCCCUCCUGUCCUCCCCUCUCCUCUUCUUCUCCUCUCUUCUCUUCUCCCCCUUUUUCUCGUCUCAUACUUUCUCCCGAUGAGUUCCUAUUUUGUCAACUCCUCUUUCCCGGUGACGCUACCGGGGACGGGUGGAGGCGGCCAGGCGGCGGAGUCAUUCCUGGGUCAGAUCCCGCUCUACUCGUCGGGAUACGCCGCCGACCACUCGCUCAGGCACUACCCGGGGGCAGCGACCGUUACCGCUGCCGCGGCCGUGGCUUACGGUGCGAGCGGCGGCGGCGUGCACCAGGAGAAACCGUAUCCGGCAUCCACCUACUACCAACAGGCGGCCAACGGAGCGUACGGCGGGCACAGAGCAGCGGCAGCAGCGGCGGGGGUCGGUGUAGGGGGUGCGACCGGAGCCUGCGACUAUGCUACAGCGGCGGCGGCUGCGGCUGCGGCCGCUGCCGCUGCUACGAGUUUCUACCGGGACAAGGAGCACCCGUGCAGCCUGGAGGAACACCAGCUCGCGCUGAGCCAGGACGGCAUGCACCGUAAAGCGGAGUGCGCGGGUCUGAGUGGGAAGGGGCUGUUCGGUGAAACGAUGGACGACAAGCACGCGGCGUCAGCGCCCAUUUAUCCGUGGAUGCAGCGGAUGAACUCGUGUAACGGAACCUUCGGCAGCCCCGGGAGGCGCGGCCGACAGACAUACACCCGCUACCAGACGCUCGAGCUGGAGAAGGAGUUCCACUUCAACCGGUACCUCACGCGGCGGCGGCGGAUCGAGAUCGCGCACGCGCUCUGCCUGACAGAGCGGCAGAUCAAGAUCUGGUUCCAGAACCGGAGGAUGAAGUGGAAGAAGGAGAACAAGUUGAUCAACUCCUCUUCUUCUUCCUCCUCCUCCUCCUCCUCUUCAUCCACAGUGAACGGUGUAGAGGAAGAGGAGAAACGGACGAACUGAAAGAGGAGGAAAAAGAGAAAUAAACUGAUGUGACACACAUAGAAGAGGAGGAUGGAUGAAGAGACUUGCUGGUUAAUAUCUAUCUGUCCCCGUCUCAAAGUUCGUCCAGACGUUUGUCUGGUGAGAAAACUCUUAAGGGGAAAAGCAGCCAAGAUUUUCUUUUUUUUUUUCUUUUUUACUUGAGGAAGAAAGAGGCAGAAUAGAAUCCCCUUUUUGAGCCCGUUGCCACCCACUUAAAAGUUAUAUCCAACUGCUUCUCCAGGCUGAAUUCGCCGCUGUCUGGAAACAGCAGAUGAAAUGACGAGUCGGGUAAAAAAGGAAAAGAAAAAACAGAGAAAUAGCAACAUAAAAAAACUAAAGGGGGUUAUGGUGGUUCAGGUUAUCUGACAUCGUGUUUAAAAAUACAGCACAGUAUAACCUGCAACCUAACGGUGACACAAUGUGUUAUUGCAUUCCAAGAAAAACCACCUAACUCCUCAUUGUACUUAGUUUUUGUUCUUGUCAAAAUGUACUUCCUUUCUGUCAGGCACUUGCUUUGAAGCUUUAGGACUCGACGUCGAGCUCUGCCCCCCCCCCCCCCCCCCCCAACAGUUUUUUAUCCUAUUUUGUAAACGUGUUGUGUGUAUUAUUAUACCUUCAAUUACACGUGCAAACGAGCUCAUAUAAUAUGGAGCGAGGAGGGAGAGCUACCUGAGAGUUGUAUGUAGCCUGUGUCAUACGGUGUUAUAUUUAAACUGUAUAGAAAUAAACAAGGAGAAAUCACCUUGUAUGGUGAAAAAUGCAAGUGCGGGGGGGGG
Seriola aureovittata is the source of this 3707-nucleotide messenger RNA. It is a transcript of the gene hoxb6a, whose product is annotated as homeobox B6a. Gene Ontology annotation, biological process: regulation of transcription by RNA polymerase II; anterior/posterior pattern specification. Gene Ontology annotation, molecular function: DNA-binding transcription factor activity, RNA polymerase II-specific; RNA polymerase II cis-regulatory region sequence-specific DNA binding. The record is from RefSeq and is a predicted model, not a curated record. Lineage: Eukaryota; Metazoa; Chordata; Actinopteri; Carangiformes; Carangidae. Gene Ontology annotation, cellular component: nucleus. Bases 2050 to 2910 code for a protein of 286 amino acids. The transcript has 2 exons.